Molecule: messenger RNA, 939 nt
Organism: Pan troglodytes (chimpanzee)
Lineage: Eukaryota; Metazoa; Chordata; Mammalia; Primates; Hominidae
Product: olfactory receptor 4F3/4F16/4F29-like
Exons: 1
Coding region: 1-939 (312 amino acids)
Biological process (GO): G protein-coupled receptor signaling pathway
Cellular component (GO): membrane
Molecular function (GO): G protein-coupled receptor activity; olfactory receptor activity
Source: RefSeq, a predicted model, not a curated record
AUGGACGGAGAGAAUCAUUCAGUGGUAUCUGAGUUUUUGUUUCUGGGACUCACUCAUUCAUGGGAGAUCCAGCUCCUCCUCCUAGUGUUUUCCUCUGUGCUCUAUGUGGCAAGCAUUACUGGAAACAUCCUCAUUGUGUUUUCUGUGACCACUGACCCUCACUUACACUCCCCCAUGUACUUUCUACUGGCCAGUCUCUCCUUCAUUGACUUAGGACCCUGCUCUGUCACUUCUCCCAAGAUGAUUUAUGACCUGUUCAGAAAGCGCAAAGUCAUCUCCUUUGGAGGCUGCAUCGCUCAGAUCUUCUUCAUCCACGUCAUUGGUGGUGUGGAGAUGGUGCUGCUCAUAGCCAUGGCCUUUGACAGAUAUGUGGCCCUAUGUAAGCCCCUCCACCACCUGACCAUUAUGAGCCCAAGAAUGUGCAUUUCAUUUCUGGCUGUUGCCUGGACCCCUGGUGUCAGUCACUCCCUGUUCCAACUGGCAUUUCUUGUUAAUUUACCCUUCUGUGGCCCUAAUGUGUUGGACAGCUUCUACUGUGACCUUCCUCGGCUUCUCAGACUAGCCUGUACCAACACCUACAGAUUGCAGUUCAUGGUCACUGUUAACAGUGGGUUUAUCUGUGUGGGUACUUUCUUCAUACUUCUAAUCUCCUACGUCUUCAUCCUGUUUACUGUUUGGAAACAUUCCUCAGGUGGUUCAUCCAAGGCCCUUUCCACUCUUUCAGCUCACAGCACAGUGGUCCUUUUGUUCUUUGGUCCACCCAUGUUUUUGUAUACACGGCCACACCCUAAUUCACAGAUGGACAAGUUUCUGGCUAUUUUUGAUGCAGUUCUCACUCCUUUUCUGAAUCCAGUUGUCUAUACAUUCAGGAAUGAGGAGAUGAAGGCAGCAAUAAAGAGAGUAUGCAAACAGCUAGUGAUUUACAAGAAGAUCUCAUAA